This is a messenger RNA of Scophthalmus maximus (turbot), 3433 nucleotides long. Its product is annotated as doublecortin domain-containing protein 2-like. Gene Ontology annotation, biological process: regulation of cilium assembly; intracellular signal transduction; dendrite morphogenesis. The coding region runs from base 593 to 2527 and encodes 644 amino acids. The transcript is spliced from 9 exons. NCBI's taxonomy places the organism in Eukaryota, Metazoa, Chordata, Actinopteri, Pleuronectiformes, Scophthalmidae. Gene Ontology annotation, cellular component: kinocilium; microtubule; microtubule organizing center. The record is from RefSeq and is a predicted model, not a curated record.
ACUAUAUACCCUCCUGAUUACAACAGAGCGAGUCCGUCCCUGGUUAUCGGCGGCGUUGUUCCCAUAGCUACGUCCCAACAGAUGAGCUCUGUCGUGACGCUGCGCCCGCGUCUCGGGGGGAAACCGCUCCAUAGGAAACCCGCGCGUCUUGGAGCAUCACCUGCUGCGCGCGCCGGAGCACGCGAGGCGCAUAAUAACUGCGCGUGACUUUUGCAGCAGAUCUGGAGGUGCUCGCGGACAGUGGACAUUUGCAUCACUACCACGCCUGCACAUACACGUGGUCCUACUUUUUUUUGUUGACUUACAUCCCCCCCGAAAGCCUGUAAGCAGCGUUUGACUCCGGACGCGUAAAAGGAAAAUUACUCACCUCCGUUGGAAAUCUGCGCGCCGCAGCGUUCAGCUCCACUUAACCCUGGACGUUCAGCCGAGCAUGGGGCAGCUCUAAUGUCAUUAUAAUGGCCUGUAAGCUUUCGUCCUGCGGCUGGUAUAUCGACCAGUUGUAAGUUUGUCAAAACCAACUUGUCUCUCCCUUCUCUCCGCCGCGCGCACCCCCGAGCCCUGCUUCUUCUUCUCCCCACUUUUACGCACGAAGAUGGGCUCGGAGAAGCCGAACUUCCUCUCGCAGCCGGUGGUGAAGAACAUCUUCAUGUUCCGCAACGGAGACCCCUACUACGAGGCGCGACGGUUGGUGAUCAACCAAAAGCGAGUGUCCAACUUCGAGACCCUGCUGAGGGAGGUGACCGGCGGGAUACAGCCCCCGUUCGGCGCGGUGAGGAACAUCUACACGCCGAGAGGGGGCCACAAGGUGGACUGCCUGGACAGCCUGCAGAGCGGGGAGCAGUACGUGGCCGCCGGCAGGGAGAGGUUCAAAAAGAUGGAUUACCAACAGAUCGGCUCCAGAAAGAGGAGGAUGCUGCAGGCUCCUCCGGUGCCGGCCAAACCGCCGCCCCACCAUCGAAUUAUCGUCUCCGCUCGGUUCCUGAAGCCCAUCAAGGAGCCAUGUACAAUAUUCGUGGUUGCCAACGGCGACGUGUUGAACCCCGCCGCGAGGCUGCUGAUCCACCAGAGGAUGCUGGGCCAGUUUGACAGGAUAUUGGAGUUGGUCACAGAGAAGAUGGGUCUGAGAGUCCUGGGGGGCGUUCGGAGUCUGUACACCUACGAAGGCCACCAGGUGACCGACGGGAACCUGCUGGAGAGCGGUCAGCUCUACGUGGCCGUGGGAAGGGAGAAGUUUAAGAGGCUGUCCUACAGUGACCUGCUCUUCACCAGACCGAGGGGGACAAGGAGGGUCAACGGAAUGAAAGCCUUUUCUCUUCCACCUAUCUACAGAUUCUCCAAGCAAAAUGGAAAUAAUAAGUCCACGGUCCGGUGCAGUGCGAGUGGAGACGGAGACCUCAAGACCUCCCCUCCGGGCCACCACGGGAACAACAGGGAGCACCUGUCGUCCAUCGUCAGGGAAAUCUCUCAAGCCAGGCUCAUCUCUCUGAGGAAGAAGAGGAGCGGACAGAGCGUGACCCUCACCAUCUCCGACAACGACGACCAGGAAUCAAAGGCUGAUGAUGGAAACACUGAUGACAAAACCCCUCAAGACCAGCCAGCAGAAGAGAAACCAGCAGAUGAAGAUGCAAAGGCUGCAGAGGAGAAUGGUGAAAAAGCAGAGAAGCAGGAGGAACCUGCUGCUGGAAACACCAAAGAAGAAGAAGCAGAAGAAGCAGAAGAAGCAGAAGGAGCAGAAGAAGCAGAAGAAGCAGAAGGAGCAGAAGAAGCAGAAGAAGACGUGUCCGCCAGCAAAGCCGACAAGGAAGAAGACCAGGACACGGAUGGUGAAAAAGAGGUAGGGGAAGAGAUGAAGGAAAAUGAAGAGACAAGUAAUGAAGAAGAGGCUGAGGCAACAGCAGGACCCGAGGAGAAAGAGGAUGAGGUAAAAGAAGAAGUACAGGGGGAGGAGGAGGUCACGGAUGAGAGUAAGGGGGAGGUUAAGAGUGAGGAGCAGGGGUCCAGCGGUAGCAACAGCGAUAAGAGCCAGGGCAGUAACGAGAAAGAGGAUGGAAGCCAUGCGUCUUCUGAGGGCGAAAAGGACGAGCAGGGCGAGAACACAGAAGAGGGGAAGCAAGAUGAAGACAGGGAAAAGGAGGAGAGAAGCAGCAAGGACGAGAAUAGUGAUGUACACACAGAGGAGGAGCAGAACGGGACGGAAAACAGCGACGACCCGGGGAAGACUCAGUCAGAUAACGAGACAAAGGACGACGAUAAAGACAAAAGUAACAGUAGCGACGGUAACCAGGAGGGAGAUGUGAGCAAAACAGACGGGGACGCCGACAAAGAGUCGGGGGAAGAGGAGAGAAAGGAGAACGGCGAGGUCAGCGGAGAAGACGAUGGAGAGGUGGAGAGUGAAGCAGAGCUGGACGCGGAGGACACAAAUUCGGCCGGGGGGAAAGAUACCACCGCGAAUGGGGAGAGAGGGGCGGAGGGAGGGGACGGAGAGAACGGAGAGAACGGAGAGAACGGCAGGAAAGAGAAGGAUUAGGAAGAAGAAGAAGAGGAACACGUCAAAGCCGUGGGAUUCGCAGUGCCGAAAAUGGGAAAAGCAAUAUCUUACAACAAUGUGAAAGUGAAGGCAGGUAGCAGAGCCAAUCCGUGGAAAGUAAAGCAAAGCAUGACGUGACUGCAAGUCAGACACAUUUAUUAGAUGGCCUUGUAGAAGUCGCCCUGAAAAGAAAGUGAUUUUGCCGUAGUAGAAUCGUUGAAUGUCUGACAGCUACAUAAGGUCAAAGGCAAAAAAAAAAAAAACGACUUUAAAAUUCAGGUAUGCCGUAUAUCCAAAAGCUGUUCACCGAAACAUUCCUCGCGUCUGAACAGAGACAAAGAAUAAAAGCUAUACUAAUACAUCUUCAUUUUAUAUUCAUAAGACAUACUGCAAAAGUUUGGGCUGCUUUAUUGAUCCCGUAAACACUGUGGGCACUGUAGUGAGGUGAUGCAGGGAAAUAACUUAAAUUGUUUUUUUGUUUUUUUCCAAAAAAUAUAAGUUUAUUAACUGGGUAUGAUUCUGCUAGCUUGUUGUGAAAUGUGUUUUUUUUUUUGUAUGUAUGGCUUUUUUUUUUUCUUUCUCUCAGAGUAAUUGAUGAGAUAUAUGUGACACCGUGUCUGCGUGAAUGUUGAGCUGAAUUAUAUGAUAAUCCUUCAUUAGUCAUUAUGUCUCAUGGAUAUGUGUUUAUUUGUAUUCAUUCAUUUAUCUUCUACCAUAUAAAUAAAUAAGAAAAUAACAAUUGAUUUACACAGACACAUCAAUACAAGUGUUUUCAGCUUGCUUACAUUCAUAAUAAAGGAUUAUUUCAGUACAUUAAUUGCUUCUUGCAGAUUCAAAUCACCUCUAUAUUUUUCACCACUUCAUUGAUCAAUUUCAUUCGCAUAUCAACAAUAAAAAAAAAUGACA